Lethenteron reissneri (Far Eastern brook lamprey) is the source of this 4661-nucleotide messenger RNA. RefSeq names its product mRNA decay activator protein ZFP36L3-like. Gene Ontology annotation, biological process: visual perception. NCBI's taxonomy places the organism in Eukaryota, Metazoa, Chordata, Hyperoartia, Petromyzontiformes, Petromyzontidae. The record is from RefSeq and is a predicted model, not a curated record.
UGCAGCUGCAGCAGGAGUAGACGAGUCACCUGAAUCUGAACCUGCAGCAGGAGUGGACGAGUCACCUGAAUCUGAAACUGCAGCAGGAGUGGACGAGUCAUCUGAAUCUGAACCUGCAGCUGCAGCAGGAGUAGAUGACUCACCUGAAUCUGUACCUGCAGCUGCAGCAGGAGUAGACGAGUCACCUGAAUCGGAACCCGCAGCUGCAGCAGGAGUAGACGAGUCACCUGAAUCUGAACCUGCAGCUGCAGCAGGAGUGGACGAGUCACAUGAAUCUGAACCUGCAGCAGGAGUAGACGAGUCACCUGAAUCUGAACCUGCAGCAGGAGUGGACGAGUCAUCUGAAUCUGAACCUGCAGCUGCAGCAGCAGUAGACGAGUCGCCUGAAUCUGAACCUGCAGCAGGAGUAGACGAGUCACCUGAAUCUGAACCUGCAGCUGCAGCAGGAGUAGACGAAUCACCUGAAUCUGAACCUGCAGCUGCAGCAGGAGGAGACGAGUCGCCUGAAUCUCAACCUGCAGCUGCAGCAGGAGUAGACGACUCACCUGAAUCUGAACCUGCAGCAGGAGUAGACGAGUCACCUGAAUCUGAACCUGCAGCAACAGCAGGAGUGGACAAGUCACCUGAAUCUGAACCUGCAGCUGCAGCAGGAGUGGACGAGUCACCUGAAUCUGAACCUGCAGCUGCAGCAGGAGUAGACGAGUCACCUGAAUCUGAACCCGCAGCUGCAGCAGGAGUAGACGACUCACCUGAAUCUGAACCUGCAGCUGCAGCAGGAGUAGACGACUCACCUGAAUCUGAACCUGCAGCUGCAGCAGGAGUGGACGAGUCACCUGAAUCUGAACCCGCAGCUGCAGCAGGAGUAGACGACUCACCUGAAUCUGAACCUGCAGCUGCAGCAGGAGUAGACGAGUCACCUGAAUCUGAACCUGCAGCAGGAGUGGACGAGUCACCUGAAUCUGAAACUGCAGCUGCAGCAGGAGUAGAUCAGUCACCUGAAUCUGAACCUGCAGCUGCAGCAGGAGUAGGUGACUCACCUGAAUCUGUACCUGCAGCUGCAGCAGGAGUAGACGAGUCACCUGAAUCGGAACCCGCAGCUGCAGCAGGAGUAGACGAGUCCCCUGAAUCUGAACCUGCAGCUGCAGCAGGAGUGGACGAGUCACAUGAAUCUGAACCUGCAGCAGGAGUAGAUGAGUCACCUGAAUCUGAACCUGCAGCAGGAGUAGACGAGUCAUCUGAAUCUGAACCUGCAGCUGCAGCAGCAGUAGACGAGUCACCUGAAUCUGAACCUGGAGCAGGAGUAGACGACUCACCUGAAUCUGAACCUGCAGCUGCAGCAGGAGUAGAUGAAUCACCUGAAUCUGAACCUGCAGCUGCAGCAGGAGGAGAUGAGUCGCCUGAAUCUCAACCUGCAGCUGCAGCAGGAGUAGACGACUCACCUGAAUCUGAACCUGCAGCUGCAGCAGGAGUAGACGAAUCACCUGAAUCUGAACCUGCAGCUGCAGCAGGAGUAGAUGACUCACCUGAAUCUGAACCUGCAGCUGCAGCAGGAGUAGACGAAUCGCCUGAAUCUGAACCUGCAGCAGGAGUGGACGAGUCACCUGAAUCUGAACCUGCAGCUGCAGCAGGAGUAGAUCAGUCGCCUGAAUCUGAACCUGCAGCUGCAGCAGGAGUAGACGAGUCACCUGAAUCUGAACCUGCAGCUGCAGCAGCAGUAGACCACUCACCUGAAUCUGUACCUGCAGCUGCAGCAGGAGUAGAUCAGUCACCUGAAUCUGAACCUGCAGCUGGAGCAGGAAUAUAUGAAUCACCAGCACCUGAAGCAGGAAUAGAUGAGUCACUUGAACCUGCAGCAGAUAUAGGCAUUGACAUCUCACCUGAAUCUGGAACCGUUAUCAACGAUCUGGACCCUUCGCCUGAAGCUCCAGCCAUGGUAGAAGACCCUGACACAUCUCCUGAACCUGCAGCCUUGAUGGAAGGCCCGGAUGCGUCACACGAACCCACAGCACGAGGAGAAGUUCACGAAGGCCUCGUCACGUCUCCUCAACCUCCUGCCGCCGUCGAGGGUCUCCACGUCUUGUCUCGACGUCCCACCGUCAUCAAGGGCCUCGGCGUCUCUCCUGAACCUCCUUCUCUCGCCGCCGGUGGUGUUGGUGGUGCUGACGGUGGCGGCGGCAAACCGGACGUAGCGGCUGAAGCAGACAUGGCACCUGAACUGGAUGUGGCGACCGAACCGGAUGUGGCACCCAAACCAAACAUGGCACCUGUUUCAGACGUGGCACCUGCAGCGGACGUAGCACCUGGAGCAGACGUGGCACCCGGAGCGAACGUAGCACUUGAAGCGAACGUAGCACCCGAAGCGAACGUGUCACCUGCAGCGGACGUAGCACCAAAACCAAACAUGGCACCUGAUUCAGACGUAGCACCUGGAGCAGACGUAGCACCUGGAGCGGACGUAGCACCUGAAGCGAACGUGGCACCUGGAGUGGACAUAGCACCUGAAGCGCACGUGUCACCUGCUGCGGACGUAGCACCACCUGAAGCGAACGUGGCACCUGAUUCAGACGUGGCACCUCCAGCGGACGUGGCACCCGGAGCGGACGUAACGACCGACUCGGCGAAGGAGCCACGGGGCUCCCCGGACGCUGCGGGGGGCGACGUGUUGGUGCUAUUCAGCAUGCGCGUCACCAACAUGCGCUUCAGCGAGGCGCUCUUCGACAGGGAGUCCGUCGAGUACAGGGACCUCGAGAAGAAGUUCCUGGACCUGCUGGUGCCCUACAUCGGCGCCAACUUGGAGGGCUUCAAGCAGCUGGAGAUCGUGCGCUUCGAGCGUGGCAGCGUGGUGGUGCGCAGCCGCGUCACGCUGGCGCGGGGGGCGACCGUGCGCCUUCGCCGCCACCGCCACAGCGCCGGCGCCGGUGACGGUGACGCCGGUGACGCCGGUAACGCUGGUGACGCCGGUGCAGCCGCCACGCCGCGUGCCACCCUGCUGUGCCUGCUGCGGGAGCUGUGCAGCGCCGCGCCGGCGAGCGCCGACAUCAACAUCGACCGCAACUCGCUCGACGUGGGCGGCGAUGACGACGGAGGAGACACAGGAACAGAGCCGGAGGAGCCGGAGGAGGCGUGCCGUCUCGUGCGGUGCGACGAGACGUCGCGGUGCCGCGUGAGCGCCGACGGCCGCACCGCCCGGUGCGAGUGCCGGCCGGGCUACGUGGCGGUGCCGGCGGUGGAUGUCGGCGGUGGACCUCCGUGCCAGAGGGAGUGCCCGGAGAACUCGUGCGCCGCCAGAAGCCGCUAGCCAUGCCGGUGACCCCUACUGCCGCCGUGGUGGCGACGGUGGCGGCGGUGGCAGCGGCGGUGACGGUGGCGGCGGUGGCGGCGGCGCUGGCGGUGGCGGUGACAGCUGUGGUGAACGUGACGGGGGAGCCACCGAGCGUGACGAUGACCACAACCGGCGCGCGACGGACCGUGACGAGACGAACUCGGGUCGCGGACCGACAUUGUUCGCUACAGCCGGGAGACCACCACCAACGCGGCAAAUUGGCCGUUCGUUGUGGCUAUAUACAAAACAAAUUGAGUUCACUGAUUGGCUGAGCUGAGAAUACUGGGGGUCAGUGAGCGGGGAGCGGGUGGCACCCCCCCCCCCCCCACCACCAAUGUUAACGACUCGGCGUGACGACCUCUCCUCUCUCACCUCUUUACUCACCUCUUUCCUAACCUCUCUCACCUCUCCUCACUCUCAAAUCUCUCCUCUCUCUCCUCUCUCUCCUAACCUCUCUCUCCACUCUCACCUCUCUCACCCCUCGCUCCCCACUCUCUCUCUCCUCACUCCCCUCCACUCUCCCCCCUCUCUCCCCUCCGCUGACGCCGGGCCGAACUCCUCCGUUGCGCGUCGCCGCGAGAUGAAACGAAACCCCGAAUUAAGCGCGAAACGCAUGAAAAAUGCAACGCGGCUUCGUACCCUUUCGGGCGACAAUACGAGGAGGCUGUUGAAGACGUUCAAACGCCAAAUUGGACGCCGCGCAAAAAAGAAUUGGUCCCCCGUAGAUGUGCUCAGCCCGAGCGAUUAACGCUUUCAUAUAUAAAUUCCCUUUGUGCUGCUCGCCUUGUCGGCCAUUAUUCUCUGACGUCGAUGGUGACGCGAGGCCGUAGCUCUGCUGUGGGCCAAUCGGUUUCAAAGGCAGUGCGUGACGUCAUUGUCAGAGCACGUUCGUUUGCACGUUGUGGCACAAGUAUGGUGUGUGUGGCUAAUGCGGACUUCUUGAUGAUGCCGUGUAAGUGACAAUAGCUGUUUGAACAUCUCUCGUGUUAACUUUGUCACGUUGUGCUUAGUUUUGAUUGUACUUUCCCGACACCUCCGAUAAGCAUGGUUGGCUACGUACGGUGCGAAAGAAGUUCAACGUAUACACAUAGACUCCAAGGCCGUAAUUAUAAUAGAAAUUGGGGGGGGGGACAUCCCCCCCAAUAUUCAAAUAUGCUCAAAAUGCCCCCCCCCCCCCAAUAUAUUGCUAUAAAAAUAAAGAAUUGCUAUGCUGUGUAAAUAAAAAUAACAAUUUGCUAAAACUUGGCCAAAAUAUCUGGACUUGUCUUCAUAGAAAUCAAUACAUAGAUUUCUGUUUAUAGGAUUGUGGUUAUAGUUAUAUUUUAUUAAUCCAUAAUCU